Messenger RNA from Seriola aureovittata, 3391 nucleotides. Its product is annotated as NLR family CARD domain-containing protein 3-like. The transcript has 5 exons. NCBI's taxonomy places the organism in Eukaryota, Metazoa, Chordata, Actinopteri, Carangiformes, Carangidae. The record is from RefSeq and is a predicted model, not a curated record. Bases 139 to 2421 code for a protein of 760 amino acids. Gene Ontology annotation, molecular function: protein binding.
AGAACCGUGCUGACUAUAGGAAUUUCUGGCAUUGGAAAAACAAUCUCUGUACAGAAGUUUAAUCUAGAAUGGGCAGAUGGAAGAGUCAACCAGGACAUCCAACUCUUAAUUAAUCUUCCGUUUCGCGAGCUGAAUCUGAUGGUGAGCCACUACACACUUACACAGCUGCUUCAUCAUUUUCUUGCAGAGGCAAAAGAAUCAGGAAUUUCAAAUUUUGGCAAAUAUAAGCUUGUGCUGAUAUUUGAUGGGUUGGAUGAGUGUCGGCUUCCUCUGGACUUUGACCACAACAAGCCCUGCUGCAGCGUCUCAGAACCAGCUUCAGUGGACGUACUACUGACAAAUCUAAUCAAGGGGAACCUGCUGCCCUCUGCACACAUCUGGAUCACCUCCAGGCCUGCAGCUGCAGAUCGUAUUCCAAAUGAUCUUGUUGAUCGCGUGACAGAGAUACGAGGGUUCAACGACCCCCAGAAGGACGAGUACUUCAGGAAGAAAAUCUCUGAUCAAAACAUGGCCAAUAGGGUCAUUUCACACGUUAAGGCAACCAGGAGCCUUCAUAUCAUGUGUCAUAUACCAGUCUUCAGCUGGAUAUCUGCCACCGUUCUCCAGAGGAUUUUAAAAGAAACAGAAAUGAUGGGAACGGAGGAGGAUGGAGGAAGAAAAGAAAUGCCUAACACUCUGACACAAAUGUACGCCAGUUUUCUGGUAUACAACUCGCUGAUCAAAACUCGGAAGUAUUCAGCAGGAGAAGAUUCAUCUGAAACACAGUCCCAGGUCGAAAUUGAUGAAGAUGUGAUCUUGAAACUUGGAAAACUGGCCUUUGAGCACCUGAAAAAAGGCAACAUGAUCUUCUAUGAGAAUGAGUUGACCAAGUACAAUAUCGACAUCAACGAUGCUGCAGUGUAUUCAGGAGUGUUCACACAGAUCUCGGAGAACAACUUUGGAUUUCAUCUGGAGAGGGUCUUUUGCUUUGUGCAUCUCAGCAUUCAGGAGUUUUUUGCUGCCAUGUACAUUUUCUACUCAUUCAUCUGCUUCAAUCAGAACUUGCUGGAACCAGAAGAAACCAUCAGCGUCCAAGAGGCUCCCAGUGAAGUAACCAGCCUCCUCAAGAGUGCAGUGGACAAGGCUUUGCAGAGUGAGAACGGACACCUGGAUCUUUUUCUUCGUUUCCUUCUGGGUCUCUCGCAGACAUCCAAUCAGUCUCUGUUGAAGAGCGUUCUGACCACAAUGGAGAGCAGUCCACAAAGAAAUGAGGAAAUUGUUGAAUACAUCAAGGAGAAGAUCCGGCUAAAUCCUUCCACAGAAAAAUGCAUCAAUCUCUUCCACUGCCUCAUUGAGCUGAACGAUCAGUCUCUUUUGGAGGAAAUCCAAAACUACCUGAACUCUGGUAGUCUGUCAGUGACCAAACUAUCCCCCUCACAGUGGGCUGCUCUGGUGUUUGUGUUGCUUACCUCAAAGGAAGCAUUGGUUGAGUUUGACCUGAGGAAAUAUUCAAGAUCAGAGGAGGGUCUUCUGAGGCUAUUACCAGUGAUCAAAGAAUCCAGAGUAGCCAUGCUUAAAGAAUGUAACCUCUCAGAGAAAUGUUGUGAAGCACUUGGAGCAGUCCUAAGCAAUCCAUGUCUGAAGGAACUGGACCUGAGUGACAAUGAUCUGCAAGACUCCGGAGUAGAACUGCUCUGUGCUGGACUGGCAAGUUCAUCAUGUCAGCUGAAAAAACUGAGAUUGUCAUUCUGUGGAAUCACAGAGACUGGCUGUGGCUUUUUGGGCAGAGCACUGAGGUCCAACCCCACCCACUUGAUGGAACUGGAUCUGAGUUACAAUCAUCCAGGCCAACUGGGGAUGGAGCUGCUGUCCUCUGUACAGAAGAACAUUGAACACCUUACAGUCAGAUUGGAAGGCAAUGCAGAGUGCUACUUAAAAUCAUCUCUGAAGAAGAAAUACAGCAAAACAAUGACACGAAUGGAAACAGCUCAGCCAUAUCCUGACAGCCCAGAGAGAUUUGCAGACUGGGGACAGGUGCUUUGUAAAGAGGGUCUGUCUGCUCGUUGCUACUGGGAAGUGGAGUGGACCGGUGAAUGGACAGGUAUAGGAGUGGCUUAUAAAGGAAUCAGCAGGAAAGCAAAAGGUAAUGAUAGUGUCCUUGGCUACAACGAUCAGUCCUGGAGUCUACGCUACCAUCAAGGUAAAUACAACGCCUGGUACAAUAAGAAUGAUGCAGCCAUAACUGUCCCCUACUUCAACUCCAAAAGGACUGGAGUAUUUUUGGACUGGUCAGCUGGCACUCUGUCCUUCUAUGCCAUAUCCUCAAACACCAUGACUCACCUUCAUACAUUCCACACUCAGUUCUCUGAACCCGUGUAUCCAGGCUUCAGGCUCGGAUUUGAAGAUUCUUCAUUGACACUUUGCCCGCUAGAAUACCCUUAAAUACCCAUAUUCAAUGUAUAUGUUCAUGAAACAUGUACAUAGAAUAAAUCAAGACUGGAAAAAUGCAAAUAAUUAUGUUCCUAUCAGCUUUCUAGCAGGGCUCUCUAGUGACAGUUAAGUGUAUAUGAUUAUAGUGUAUGUCAAACAUCAUGUAGAAAUACGGAGUCAGCAUCAGCGAGUUGUUUCUCCAUCCAGCUACCACUGCUUUACAAUGACAACUCCUCCAGGACAUCCAGGCUGCUCUCUGUCCCUAAUGGGUGAGACCAAACACCCCGCCAAAGGACACCUGAACCUGCAGUCUGCACCUUGAGGCACAGGUCUUUCACAAUGACCUUCCAGUACAACACCUGCAUUAACGGACACCUCACUCCAUUACCUCCAUCAGACAAACAGCAAGCUGUGACAGCCCAGGGUCAUAUGACAGUAUUUGUUUUGGCCUGUUCAGGUUCUUCCUGAUUGGCUGGCCCUUCCCAUCUAAGUGAAGGACUGGGUUCACCUGUUUGGAGCCGAUGUAAACUGGGUGCCCCCUCUCUCACUUUGCCUCUUGGAAAUCAGGCCUGAAUUCAUGUUACAGCUAAUUUAGGUUAGCACUUACAUUUUUCCUCGCACUGACUUAAUAUGUUCCACUUUGCUUAUGCUGAGUUCCUCCUUAAUAAGUUUUGUUUGUUUACUUGAGUGGUUACUGAGUGGACCUCCCUCCUUUGUUAUGCUCUCCCUGAGUCUUCAGAUGGAGCCUCCCAACAGAGUGUGCUGCCACCUGGGUUCAGGACUUCAUUGCCUGAGUUUAUCCCCCCUUCGAGGUCAGCAGUUCUCCCCCACUGUAUAUAUGUUUGUCAAACCUUGUUCAUUUUGUUUGUUUAUUUAUGUUGAUUUUAUACUUGGAAGUUCAAAUCCUUAUGUUCUGGCAGUUUGAACAUGUUUCCAUUGGGAAACCGGUGUUGGUCCUUUUUUUUUUUUUUUAUCUGUACAG